CAAUACUGAAUAGAUUUAGAAUCUAUGUUGUUAUAAAUAAAUGCCCAAACCUAAUGCACGAGGACGUGGGAUGGCAGGUGCUAUGUCAGUAUGUACCGAACGACUGUCCAACACGGCCAGGCAGCUAUCAUGUAGUGUUAAUAAUUAACUCAAAUACCUAGAAAAGAUUCGAUCUUAGAUUUUCCUAAGGCUUUUGACAAAGCUCACCACCUUACUUUGCUUAAAAAAUUAAAAUAUUUUGGCAUUGAUGGUCCAUUGCAUCAGUGAAUUAAGGAUUUUCUGAUAGGGAGAGAAUAAACUGUAAUAAUAAAUGGCUCUAAAUCAACACUAAUAACAGUAAACUCAGCUAUGUCUACCCCAAGCUUUAUGAUUUCUGUGUUUAGUAUGUGGUCAGACCAACGCACCUUAUGAAUACUCUUUACACAGCGUAGGUGGAAGGAGUUUAGCUUUCUGAUGUGGUAGGAAUACAAAGUCCAGGACUUUGAUGCAUAUAAGAGUGACGGGAAAACUACAGCACUGCAGACUUUCAGUUUUGUGGAUAUGCUGAGUCCUCUCCGUUGCCACACUUGUCCUUGAUGUCUGCCCAAAGCAGCACUGAUAGAGUACUCAUGAUGUUUCUCUACAUUACAAAUGUGCUUCUCUUCAUUGGCGUAAUAGCAUUCUCCAAUAAGUCCUUAACUAUAUAUAAAUUGGAUUCGGUUGAAGGCAUUGGCUGUCAACCGUGGUCUCUUAAUGUCAAAGUAAAUAAACACUUGUGUUGGGGUGGAAAUGUGAGUUUUCAAAACUAUUCGAAAGACGUAGGGACAAUGUUGAUCAUGACAAUAACCUUGGCUGAUCCUAACAUACGCGAAUUGUUGUCCUUAAUUAAUUUUGAUAAGUGUGGGAAACAACUAUUAAAGUCACAAGCGUGUGCAUGUACGUCUGAAAAUGGAUAUGAUUCUUUCAGCUAUACUUGUGCUAAAGCAUUUAAAACUUCUGAUAGUGGAGCUAUAAUUAGUGUCCAGAUCCAUGACUUUAACGGUUUUGUUGUACAAGAAGCUAUUCUGAAGUUGCCACUAUUCAGUAAAGAAGAAACAUUCUCCAAUAAGUCCUUAACUAUAUAUAAAUUGGAUUCGGUUGAAGGCGUUGACUGUCAACCGUGGUCUCUUAACGUCAAAGUAAAUAAACACUUGUGUUGGGGUGGAAAUGUGAAAAACUAUUCGAAAGACGUAGGGACAAUGUUGAUCAUGACAAUAACCUUGGCUGAUCCUAACAUAAGCGAAUUGUUGUUCUUAAUUAAUAUUGAUGAGUGUGGAAAACAACUAUUAAAGUUACAAGUGUGUGCAUGUACCUCUGAAAAUGGAAAUGAUUCUUUCAUUUAUACUUGUGCUAAAGCAUUUAAUACUUCUGAUAGUGGAGCUAUAAUUAGUGUCCAGAUCCGGGACUUAUACGAUCAUGUUGUACAAGAAGCUCUUCUGAAGUUGCCACCAUUCAGUAAAGAAGAAACAUUCUCCAAUAAGUCCUUAACUAUAUAUAAAUUGGAUUCGGUUGAAGGCGUUGACUGUCAACCGUGGUCUCUUAACGUCAAAGUAAAUAAACACUUGUGUUGGGGUGGAAAUGUGAGUUUUCAAAACUAUUCGAAAGACAUAGGAAAAUUUUUGAUAAUGACACUCACUUUGGCUGAUCGAAGGAAAUUGUUGUCCAUUACUCAGUUCGCAAAGUGUGGGAAACAACUAUUAAAGUCACAAGUGUGUGCAUGUACGUCUGAAAAUGGAUAUGAUUCUUUCAGCUAUACUUGUGCUAAAGCAUUUAAAACAUCUGAAUCUAUAAUUAGUGUCCAGAUCUAUGACAACAGUCUUGUUGUACAAGAAGCUAUUCUGAAGUUGCCAUCAUUCAGUAAAGAAGAAAGUAAGUGUUUUAAAAUGAGUAUUAUAAACGCGGUCAACGAGUUUGCAUACGUUGCCCCCUAUUUUGGUUUAUCUAUGAACCUCGAGUAA
Messenger RNA from Biomphalaria glabrata, 1976 nucleotides. RefSeq lists its product as uncharacterized. Lineage: Eukaryota; Metazoa; Mollusca; Gastropoda; Planorbidae. The record is from RefSeq and is a predicted model, not a curated record. The transcript has 9 exons. The coding region runs from base 576 to 1976 and encodes 466 amino acids.